UCUACUGUUCCGCGUAGAGUAUUCCGCGGAUCGUUUUGGUCAGCUAGCUUACGAGCUUAUUUGCAACUUGCCAGAAGCCAGCACUCUACAACACGCGUGUUCCCUCGGAAAUUAAUCGAUCGGAACGAAGCUCGACGGUCUCGGCGGAAAGAACUUGUCGAGUCGGAGGGACCUGCGCCAACAAGCGAGAUCACAGCUCAUCGUUCGUCACUUGUUGCCAUUGCAGAAAGUUGGCGUCGGGUCUGGGCCAACAAUCUAUCCACCUGAUCGAAUCAUCGUCAUCAUCAUAUCAUAGUUUCACGCAUGUGACCGAUCAUGCGGAGGAUGAGCGGUCAUAGGCUCUCGCUGCUGUUGGUGGUGUUGACGGCACUGGUGGCGUUGACGACGGCGGCAGAGUACAAUGUGGUGGACUACGGCGCGAGGCCCGACGGCGGGACAGACUCGGCGGGGGCGUUCCUGGCCGCGUGGGGUGCAGCAUGCAAUGACACGGGGCGCUCCGGCUCCCGGCCGGUGCUCCGCGUGCCGGCGGGCAACUUCCUAGUCAGCCGGGCCUACUUCAAGGGGCCCUGCCGGAGCGCCGGCGUGGACGUGGUCAUUGACAACAAUAGCACCGUCUUCGCGCCGCCGGCAGUGGAUAGCAGGGCGUGGAUCAUGUUCCACCAUGCCGACGGCCUGGCGAUCCGUGGUGGGACGCUGGACGGGCAGGGGCAGGAGUACUGGGCGUGCAAGAAGGCCGGCAGGUGCACCGCCGGGCAAGGCCCCAGGACGCUCGACAUUAGCCAGUCCAAGGGCGUGAGCGUGAAGCAGCUGACGUUGCUCGACAGCAAGGAAUUCCACAUGACCAUCUUCGACUGCACCGGCAUGACGGUCCAAGGCGUCCGGAUCAUCGCGCCGGCCGACAGCCCCAACACCGACGGCAUCCACGCUAGCCACUCCCACCACGUGAGGAUCCUCAACACCACCAUCGGCACCGGCGACGACUGCAUCUCCUUGGGGCCUGGCACCUCCGACAUGCUCAUCAGGGACAUCAAGUGCGGUCCGGGCCACGGCAUCAGCAUCGGGAGCCUGGGAUGGCAGGACGGUGAGGAGGGGGUGAGGAACGUGACCGUGGACAGGGCGGUGCUGAAGGGCACGACCAACGGCCUGCGGAUCAAGACGUGGGCGAUGCCCAACUCCGGCUCCGUCACAAACGUCUCCUUCUCACGGGUCACCAUGAACCGCGUUGGCAACCCCAUCCUCGUCGACCAGAACUACUGCCCCCGCAAGGUCGACUGCCCGGGUAAUAGCUCGGGGGUGCAGAUCAGCGACCUGUCGUACACGGACAUCAAGGGCUCGUCGGCGACGCCCGUGGCGGUGAAGUUCAACUGCAGCGGCACCAACCCCUGCAGCGGGAUCAAGCUCAAGAACAUCAGGCUGAGGUACCGGCACCAGCGGCCGGCGCAGGCCAAGUGCCAAAACGCCGUCGGGUCCGUGUCCGGAGAGGUCACACCGCCGAGCUGCUUCUGACGAUCGGAGUUCUCUUAGCUUGACUGGUUCGUCUACUAGUAUGAUCAUUGCUUGGUGGAUCACAAAGCGACCCUUACAUGUAGCCCAGGCUGGUAGUUUUAGCGGAUUUGCUAAUUCUCAAUUGUUUGAGACAUAGUUAAACCAGAAUGAACGUCAUAAAUUUUGCGCCGUUGUUCUUGUUGAUUUUU
Molecule: messenger RNA, 1694 nt
Organism: Triticum aestivum (bread wheat)
Lineage: Eukaryota; Viridiplantae; Streptophyta; Magnoliopsida; Poales; Poaceae
Product: polygalacturonase
Exons: 4
Coding region: 316-1506 (396 amino acids)
Biological process (GO): carbohydrate metabolic process
Molecular function (GO): polygalacturonase activity
Source: RefSeq, a predicted model, not a curated record